UGUCGUUCACACCUUUUAUCACCUUUUGCCUUCCUGUCAGAUCCUUAUGCCAACCAAAAGUUGAAUGAGGCCCCGCUCAGACAAUGGUGGUCAUAUUAGGGGAGAUACUGUCGGACCAGCACUUACAUGUAGAGCGGUCUCGGCACAUGCGAUUACUCGAUUUCAACAACCCCGCAGUGGUCGUCAGACUGUCCAAACAAUUUGCUCAUGUUUAUGCCGUGUGACCCAGAGGCGCGCCCUAUUCUUGACCUAAGGUAUGCAGUGCCAGGUGCGCUGAUAAGCAAGUUCGCUUAAGUCAUCAGCUGAUUUCGUGGUCGAGUCGCGGUUUAUCACUUUCUCCCGUUUAUUUCCCCCUUUGUUUGCAAGUGUACUCUCGCCUUGUACACUUCAUUACAUCCCAUGUGCCCUCAUGCGCAAUCCAACCCCAGGCAGACGACAAAAUGACCACAAAGACUAUUACGGCGCAAUGCUAUUGCAAAUCAAUCCACUACACUCUCACUCUGCCCGUGUCUGCCCUUCCAAUCAGCACGCACUUGUGUCACUGUAGCCGAUGCCGCUACACCCAUGGUACCUUGUGCAUCUUCCAUGCAGAGAUACCCGGGGACGUCCACCCGCGUUUCAUCGCGCCCUCCAGCCUCGAGAAAUUUACCACACUAUACCCAUCUUCCGAAGACAACAGCGGGCUCCAUUUUUGUUCCACCUGCGGUUGUCAUAUGGGCGACUACAGCGAGCGGGAAGACAAAUGGGUCGUCGCCACAGCUUUGUUCUCCAAGGACGAAAGUGUCUUCAUCUUUAACGAGCACAUCUUCACAAAGUCUUCGCCAGCCGGACUACAGGAUUGGCUGCCCAAGAUCGGAGAUCGAGAGAUGAAGGUCUGGAAUCCAGAUGAUGGAAGUGCAGAGCCAACCAUCCCCGAAGCUGAAGUUGGCGCGAAUGGAGAAGAGCGACUGCGAGCUCAAUGCCACUGCGGUGGCGUCUCAUUCACUCUUCCCCGCCCAACCAAAGAGGUGCUUGAUGAUGAUUGGAUGAGCAAGUUCGUCUCGCCAGUCGACAAGGCCAAGUGGAAAUGCUGCAUCGAUGCCUGCAAUGACUGUCGCCUGAUCAGCGGCGUUGAGAUUAAUGCCUGGCUUUUCGCUCCCCUGAUGUUGUUGGAACCCAAGAUCGAUCUGGACUUCAAGCAUGGCACUCUAAAGUUGUACGUGUCUUCUCCAGGCACCACCCGAACAUUUUGUGAUGUGUGUCGUGCUACGGUGUUUUUCUGGUGCGAAGAGCGGCAAACAAAGCCUGGGAACAAUAUCGUGGAUAUAUCGGCUGGGUUGUUGCGAGCCCCUGAAGGGGUGAGAGCAGAUAAUUGGACUACGUGGCGCACAUAUGAAAUAGGCUGGUUGGAGGCUGGAUACAAGUAUGACAAGGAGCUCUAUGAGAGCCUGAAUGAAGGUGUUCAGAAAUGGGGAGCAGAGACACAGGGGCAACUGGUCGAUUUCAAGAUUGACUAGACGUGCGUCCAGGAAAGUUUUACCAUAUUCACAAUUAUUACUA
Messenger RNA from Pseudomassariella vexata, 1539 nucleotides. Its product is annotated as Mss4-like protein. NCBI's taxonomy places the organism in Eukaryota, Fungi, Ascomycota, Sordariomycetes, Amphisphaeriales, Pseudomassariaceae. The transcript has a single exon. The record is from RefSeq and is a predicted model, not a curated record. Bases 441 to 1496 code for a protein of 351 amino acids. Gene Ontology annotation, molecular function: carbon-sulfur lyase activity.